This is a messenger RNA of Serpula lacrymans var. lacrymans S7.9, 288 nucleotides long. RefSeq lists its product as uncharacterized. The record is from RefSeq and is a predicted model, not a curated record. Bases 1 to 288 code for a protein of 95 amino acids. Gene Ontology annotation, cellular component: endoplasmic reticulum membrane; dolichol-phosphate-mannose synthase complex. The transcript is spliced from 3 exons. Gene Ontology annotation, biological process: GPI anchor biosynthetic process. Lineage: Eukaryota; Fungi; Basidiomycota; Agaricomycetes; Boletales; Serpulaceae.
AUGGCUCGUGCUCACCGUGUUGCGCUCGCGUCUACAUUCCUUAUUACUCUCUAUAUUCUCGCAUUGUAUACUAUUCUUCCAGUCCCACUAGUCGAUGCAGAAGUCGCCAAAGAUGUUCUACCGCUGAUUCCAUGGUGGCUGUUGGUUUCCUUUGGUUCAUACUCGCUAUGGAGCCUUGGCUGGGGCUUGUUCACAUUCAGAGAUUGUCCAGAGGCAUAUGAGGAGCUGCUUAAGGAAAUAAAUGAGGCCAAAAACGACUUGCGUACGAAGGGAGUUACUGUCGAUUGA